Molecule: messenger RNA, 767 nt
Organism: Galdieria sulphuraria
Lineage: Eukaryota; Rhodophyta; Bangiophyceae; Galdieriales; Galdieriaceae
Exons: 3
Coding region: 71-682 (203 amino acids)
Biological process (GO): regulation of DNA-templated transcription
Cellular component (GO): histone deacetylase complex
Molecular function (GO): protein binding; transcription coregulator activity
Source: RefSeq, a predicted model, not a curated record
AAGGAAUGGAAUGUGAUUUCGUUUUCGUGAUUUUAUCGAUUGGGCAUGGUGGAUCAGUCUUAAGUUGGCCAUGGAUAUGGUAGAAACUGUCCUUCCGAGAGCUACUAAAGUUCGUAUUGCUGGGAAUAACCGUACAAGACCGAGUCUUGUGGGUCAACUUGGAUACAUCAAGUCUGGACAAAGCCUUGGUGGUUGGCAUGAAGUAGUGUUAGAAGAUGGAGAAGAACUGAGAGUACAACGCAACGCAUUGGAAGUUGUUUAUGACGAACAAGGCUUUCCAAUCACGGUGGAUGUUCCUCCCGAACCAAAAAGUUCUCAAACAAAUAACUACAGGGGCACUGGGAGAGAUGAAAACUCGAGACUUUCGCACGACGGUUCAACUCAAGAAGACGAUGUUUCCAAUAUUAGACUCCGCCAAAGGAAACCUGUAAAGUUGGAAAAGAAAAAGAGGAAACGACCUAAAGUUGCUGCUUGUUUAAGUCGCUUGAACCUAUCAUCACUUCGACGCUAUCGUAAAGCUUUCAACUUGAAAGUUGGUAAGGAUUGUAGUAAAACCGAGCUUUUAUUGGCUGUGAAACAACACUUCUCGGAAAAUGACGUCGAUGAAAGCUCUACUAUUUUGGAGUUUAUUAACAAAAUAUGUAAAGAAGAGGAUGGAGUGGAUGAGAUAUCGGACAAGUGACCAACAAGUGAAAGAAACAACAACAACUUUCUAACGAGAUUAUAGUUGACUGCAAUUGUCGAUAAAUAAAAUUGAUAUUAUUCGG